Molecule: messenger RNA, 998 nt
Organism: Aspergillus uvarum CBS 121591
Lineage: Eukaryota; Fungi; Ascomycota; Eurotiomycetes; Eurotiales; Aspergillaceae
Product: putative esterase
Exons: 2
Coding region: 162-776 (204 amino acids)
Molecular function (GO): phosphatidylcholine lysophospholipase A1 activity
Source: RefSeq, a predicted model, not a curated record
CUGCCAUUUCAGGAUUAGUCGCAGUGACCCCAUGCCCCCCCCCCUUGAUGAAAUCCAGAGGCAUUUGUUUCUCGGCCACUCCAGCAUCCUGUGAUCAAUGGCUGCCGUCUUCAUACCAAGGUCAUGGGCCAUCGCCUUGGGCUAACUUCCCAAUUCAUCUUAUGGCAUUAGGUGGAUCAAUUACGGCAGGUGUCGGAUCUUCAGAUUUCAAUGGCUAUCGAAAGCACCUUCUUGAGAUGAUACGGUCCUCUGGCUGCGAUAUCUGCAUGGUGGGAUCACGGAGGUCAGGGUCCACGGAAGCGGGUGAGCAUGAAGGCUGGCGGGGAUUUAGGCUUGAUGAAAUCGAGAAGAAAGCGAGAAAGUCUGUGCCGCGGCUCAAGCCAAACCUUUUUACGAUCAAUGCCGGCUCCAAUGAUUGCAUCCAGAAACUUAACAUCGACGACUUUGGGAAACGCAUGAGCGCCAUGCUGAAUUAUCUUUGGCUAGCAUCUCCCGGAUCAACAAUUCUGUUGUCGACAUUGGUAUGCAACGCGGACCAAGAGAUAAAUUCGCAGGUACUACGAGUGAACGACCAGAUUCGAACCUUGGUUAGGCAGAAAGCCACCCACGGCAGAAUUAUCCUUGCAGAUAUGUACACGGAACGAGGACCGACAUUUAUCGAUCUUGUCGACGGCACUCACCCGGGGGAUGCGGGAUACAGAAAAAUGGCUGAUGUCUGGUUCAGUGGCUUUCAAGAGGCCGCGAUCAUGGGGUUCAUUGGAAACACCGCAGAGUAAAUGCCGUUGAAUAAAUUUGAUUACGAAAAUGAGAAGUGGCUAGGCUGCAAAUUUGCGUCAUUUACGAUUAUAUGCAUGUCCACAGUCCGUGUCCUCAUUACUUUAUACCCUUGGGAAAUUCUAGUUUACAUAGAGCUUAGGCUGAUUUGAUACCCGCAAAGCUUAUGAACGCUAUUUCAAAGAUGAAGUCAAGAUCUCAGACUUCCACAGCAUGUAAGCAGU